CUUGAAAGUUAAAACCACUCAUGUUCGUCCCAAUCUAUGCCACCCUCAUUAAUCAAACUUGAACAGGAUAAUUACAAUGGAAGUAGAGAUCAAGCUUCGUCUCUCAGACUCAGCCACUCACCAGAAACUCUCAAACUUGCUUGCACCCUUCCACACCAGAACCUUAAUCCAAGAAAACAUAUUCUUCGAUGGUUCAAACAAAGAACUCACUUCUAACCUCGCUGUUCUCCGAAUCCGCUUCUACAACAUGGAGGAACACUGUGUCCUCUCCUUGAAGGCAAAGCCUGUGAUCUCAGCGGGAAUAAGCUGCAUGGAGGAGCAUGAAGAGCCAUUAGACCCUUCACUUGCUCGUGCAUGCAUUGCUGAGCCAUGGAGACUCUUAUUCGUGGAUUCCUCCAAGAUACUGAAAAGGGUGAGGGAUGAGUAUCGUGUUGGAGAAAAUGGGUUGGUGUGUCUAGGUGGGUUUAGGAAUGUGCGGGCUGUGCAUGAGUGGAAAGGGUUGAAACUUGAGCUUGAUGAGACUAACUAUGAUUUUGGGACGAGUUAUGAGUUAGAGUGUGAGAGUGUUGACCCUGAGAGAGACAAGAAAUUGCUCGAGGAGUUUCUUCAAAGGAAUGGAAUUAAUUAUUCGUAUUCUCAAGUUUCUAAGUUUGCUGUCUUUCAGUCUAGGAAGUUGCCUGAAUCAGGACGUAUUUAG
Messenger RNA from Abrus precatorius (Indian licorice), 697 nucleotides. Its product is annotated as triphosphate tunel metalloenzyme 3-like. The record is from RefSeq and is a predicted model, not a curated record. The transcript has a single exon. NCBI's taxonomy places the organism in Eukaryota, Viridiplantae, Streptophyta, Magnoliopsida, Fabales, Fabaceae. The coding region runs from base 77 to 697 and encodes 206 amino acids.